AUGCACAUUGAUCAUUCAAAAAACAUCGUUUCACAGCAGCUGAAAAGCAGAUCUACCAAGAUAGAACAUCGAUAUGACAGGUUUCUUUCCAGUUGCCGGCUUGUUCAAAAUGAGAACAACUUUUCCUAUACAGAGGAAGAUUUGCAAAGGGAUCCCGGGAGGAAAAUCAGCCCAGGUGGUGUCCGGAGCAUCUUCGGCAACCAGCAGCUCAACCUGCAAACCCCCGGCUGCAAUGACUGCGGUACCGCCACACACGAGAUGCUGCACGCGAUGGGCAUGGCGCAUGAGCAAUCGCGACCCGACCGGGAUCGCUAUGUGACCAUCGUUUGGCACAACAUCCAGCGGGGGAUGUCAAACCAAUUCUCAGUGAUGUCCGGAGCAGACACGAGUCAGCCAUAUGACAUCGGGUCCAUCAUGCACUACGAUUCCCAUGCCUUCAGCGGGAACGGUCAGCCGACCAUCGUCGCCAAGGGAUCUGCCUAUAGUGCCGCGGCCCGCGGCUUUGGGAACUAUGCACGCGUGAGAUUGGGGCAAAGAACCAGCAUGAGCGUCGCGGACGCCAAUCAACUCAAGGCUUUGUACAACUGUAGACCACCUUCCUUCACUUACUGUGACCCUGUCAGUUCUGGAUUGUCGUCAGUCCCGCUCCUCCUGGGUGGUGGGGCAGUGGCAGCCGCCGGAGUCGCUGGUUUCUUCGUGCUGCGCAGCCGCCAGCCGGAAUACUCGAGCACUCUGCAGAGGGCUCCUGCAUACUGA
Durusdinium trenchii is the source of this 756-nucleotide messenger RNA. Lineage: Eukaryota; Dinophyceae; Suessiales; Symbiodiniaceae. The record is from the annotation of a GenBank genome assembly.